CUGUCAAUCAUCCGAAGAAGACACAACCUGAGACACGACAUCGCAGAUCGCUGGCUCGGACGUGCAUCGAUCAAUCAAAUUGCGCCAAAAAAGUGACACCUCCAACGCCAUGGCAGAAACAAGUUCUCAGCGAAGCAGUCUCAAAGACUUCCUGGCAUCGCUGGCCACCAUCAAGGGCGAUCUGAGCAACAUCACGGCACCACCGUUUGUCCUCGCCGACAAGUCCACGACAGAAUUUCCGCGCUAUUGGAUUGAGCAACCAGAUCUAUUCUGUGCGCCUGCGCAAGAGCAGGAUGCAGCAAAGCGCAUGCUCGCAGUCCUGACCUGGUUCCUCGCCAGUCUCAAGGCCCAACAAUAUGCCGGGCGCGAUCCCAGCGAAGGAACCAAGAAGCCGUUGAAUGCGUUUCUGGGUGAGAUCUUUACCGGCAGUUGUGGGCCUGAAAACGAUGAAACCAAACUCGUUGCGGAGCAAGUGAGCCAUCAUCCCCCAGUGACCGCCUGCUACUUGUGGAACGAGAAGAACGGCAUUCGCGCGGAAGGCUAUACACGACAAGAAAUCACCUUCAAUGGUUCUGUCAACAUCCAGCAGAUUGGCCACGCCGUCCUGCAUAUAGAUGCGUUCGAUGAGGAUUACCUGAUUCCGUUGCCCAACAUUAAGGUGAAGGGGAUAUUGACAGGAUCGCCUUAUCCUGAACUGCAAGGAUCGUACUCGAUCAUCUCAUCUGCUGGAUAUGUGGCAGACAUUGAGUUCAGCGGCACAAAACUGUUGGGAUUGGGCGGCACGAAGAAUCACGUCGAGGCAGGGAUCUAUCGUGCAGACGAUACUAGCCGGAAAGAACGUCUAUUCCAUGCUGCCGGUAGUUGGUCUGAUAAGUUUGAGAUUCAAGAUCAUGUCGGGACCGUGAUAACAACAUAUGAUGUUACAUCAGCUAAACCUGCACCUUUCCGGACGCUUGCUCCCAACGAGCAGGACCCGUGGGAGUCGCGAUCCGCGUGGGGCGGUGUUAUCAAGGCGAUCGAUGAGGGCGAUAUGCAAGGCGUGGCCGACCACAAGUCCGCGCUGGAGAACGCUCAACGUGAGAUGCGCAAGCAGCCAGAAACUGACGAAAAGUCGUGGAAAGCACUGUUCUUCAAACCAGGCGAGAAUGCCGUCGCUGAGAGGCUUUCGAGGCAGAUUGGCAAGGACUUGGCGCCUGAAAAGACAUGCGGUGUAUGGCGAUAUGAUGCCAGCGCAUUCGCGAGUGCAAAGAGACCUUGGCGGGAAAAUCUCACGCCACACGGUCCAACCAAUAAAGCAUAGGGGGAGAUACGCUGAGUAGCUCGGGGAUGGCCGCAAGGGCCGCUCCGCAGGCGAGGGCGCGCGGUAGGGGCGUUGGGGGCGCUCAAAAAGAGAAUUGGGGGACGCUGGACGGUGGGGUGCGUGAAUUUUCACAUUUUCCGGGUCGAUGCGAUUGGAUUUACGACUUAAAAAUGGCCAGAUGCUGUAGCGCGCGCGAGAUUCAUGUGAACGAAAAUGACACCUGAGAGUUCGGACUUUUGGAAUAUUCGAGGCUCUGUAG
This is a messenger RNA of Dissoconium aciculare CBS 342.82, 1559 nucleotides long. Its product is annotated as Oxysterol-binding protein. The record is from RefSeq and is a predicted model, not a curated record. The transcript has 3 exons. Gene Ontology annotation, molecular function: oxysterol binding. Gene Ontology annotation, cellular component: cytosol; membrane; intracellular membrane-bounded organelle. Gene Ontology annotation, biological process: endocytosis; maintenance of cell polarity; piecemeal microautophagy of the nucleus. The coding region runs from base 110 to 1300 and encodes 396 amino acids. Lineage: Eukaryota; Fungi; Ascomycota; Dothideomycetes; Mycosphaerellales; Dissoconiaceae.